AUGCUACACCGGGCUCAGGAGCAUCCUGGCUGUCUUAGUGCGCUUGUUGGCUGCUGGCUUGCUCCUGGACGCCCUGGUGGUGGGGCCUGUAACUUGGCGGCUCCACCGAUACGCCACCGUGCAGGGGGGCACCGAACUGAGAUAUUGCCAAUGCGCGGCCUUCUUCGAGCAAAGGCGAAGCGAGCAUUGUGGGGAGGUCGCCACGGCGCCCUACAACAACACGCGCUGGCACGAGUACUGGGUCUCCUUGAACUGCUCGGCGCUAAAGGCCGAGGCGACGUCUGCGGAGGCUGUGGCGGAGGACUGGUUCCUGCACCGCCCCCUGUCGCAAACCUUCUUGCCGGUGCUUCUCAUUGUGGUUGUGCUGGCGUCAGCACCUUCAACGUGAUGGUCCCUUUUCUGCUCUUCGGCUCCACCUUCUUCCUGGUGCAGUUUCGUGUCCUUGGCGACAUCACCAACGAGCGCUAUGCAGGCUACGAGCUGGACGAGCUGACGUGGAAGAGGAUCCUCAUGACUGCGCUUGCCAUGACCUUGCUCGGCUUGUGCUUUUCUCGAUUCCUUCGUACCUUCAUGCACCGCUACUACAGCCGAUGUUUGCACUUGGCUUUCUACGCUGGCGGCAAGAACUGUAGCUGGUCGGCCGUUCGCAAGAACCCCUACUGCCCGGUUCUGCUCCUCAACGCCACUGUCAACGACUACCUGCGCCUCGCCGACAAGGAGCCGUCCAGUGACAUCACCUUCAGUCAGCUGCACACCGGCGGCGAGCGCGUGGGCUACUUCUGGGCCUUCGGCGCCAGGCCCCUGGCAAGAACCGCAGCACUCAGCGGGGGUGCCAUCGAUGGUUUCAUCAUGGGUAAGUACGACACGGUGAGUCUCAGAUUCUGGUUGGAGUUCCUGGGAGUCUACAUGGGCGACUUCGUGUACAUUGCUCGCAACUCAGGAGCCGGGGCGAGGACGAUGGCCUGGCUGGAUCGGCUUCCCAGCCUCAUCUGCCUGGAGCUGAUUUACGGGCUGCUGCUGGUGGCUGUGGUCUUGUCCAUGCACCCGACACACAACCACUGCUCCGUGGCCGUCGGCUUGUGCAAAUGGUCAGCACUUUUCGCCACCGCGGUGGCGGGACUUUCAUUUUUCAGCUUCCUCCCCUGCCUAGGCUGCUUGCAGCAUUCCCCCCUGCUUCGGACGCUUCAGCAGGCAACACGCUUCUACUACCAGUCGCCCCAGCCACCUGGCAUGGUCUACAUCAGCGACGGCGGCGUCUUGGAAAACACCGGAGUGCUUUCGCUGCUCCGGCGACGCCAGCGUCGGAUUCUGGCUGUGUACGCUGGCGAGGAGGGUCCGGGCAAGGAGUUCCAUUGCAUCAAGAAGCUCCUGAAGUGGAUGCUUGAGCCCCAGGAGACCUCGGGCUUGAAGGCGGGCUACCCAACACCGCCUGUAUCCUCCGGCCGAGGCAAAAGUCCUCAUCUGCCAGGGCCCCUGUGGCCGGGGGUUUGGGCCUCCGCGGGCAGCACUGGGCGGCAGGGGCAGAUUGAGUUCGUGCCCCGGGGAGCCGCGGAUGAGGUGCUCGUGCAGUACAGCCAGGAUCCGCAAGACUUCGCGUCCCUGGCUUGGACUCCACUGCACGACCUCCGGGUGGUGGAUGCCAGCACGAGGCGAGCCACAGAGCGGCCGGAUGUUCGCGCUUACAGGGAGGCACUCAGAGCCAUCAAGCUGAGAAGCGAGGGGCGGACUGCCGAGGAGAUCGCCAAGGAGCUGGGAAGGACCCCGAGCUGGGUGAGGCAAAGGAUGGAAGUAAGCCCUUCCGCGCUGCAGAAGCCCAAGGGCCUGGAAUGGUGGGAUGCGGAAGGGUUUUGCGACGUCACCUACCUCCGCGGAUAUGCGCGUCGAGCUGGGCUCUAUGAGGAGAUUGUCGCCGCAGUGGACUGGGAGCAAGACAAGGUCUGGCGCGUCCGCAAGCAGGAAGGCAAUGCAAACUGGCACCUGCGCACCGUCAAGGAAUGCCCUGGGCUAGGCGUUCCCUGGUACCUGGUUGAGGGCUUCAAAAUCCAGACCCUCAUGGCUGCAGCAGCCUAUAUGGACUGGAGUGCGGAGUUGCGCCGCCUCCAUGACCUUUGUCAAGGCAGGGACGCCUGUGAGAUUCAGCAUUUCCCACCGCAUUUUGACAGGAUUCCUGAGUUGCCAGGAGUUCUGCCACCGGUCCGAGACUGUCGAUGCGUACUUGUCCAGGCGGGUGUUGACCCGAGGCAGGUGUGGGCUCAAGUUAACGUUUCCCAUGAGCUGCUUUCUGAGGAUGAGGUGUUGGAGGACCAUGAGCGCUUGGCCACAGCUGAGGACCUUCGGCGAGUGUGGCGCCUUUGGCAGCAGGGCAAUAGGCGUUGGAGGGAGCCGGCCUACGAGCCUGUUGCCAGUCGUGACACAGAGAUCUUGGAUCCCGUGGCCAGAGCCAGCCGCACCUUGCAGGAGUCCGACCCCUUUACCCACCGUGCACAGUGUGCGGCUGUCCAGCUAUCUUGGUGUGCGGGGCCUGCCGGUGCCGUGUGUGCCAAGAGUGCAGUCGGACAUGCCCCAACUGUCAUGCUGAGUAGGCUGGCCCUGGCGCUCUUGGGGGCAGGUUGCUUGCUGCCGGCCUCCAGCCCAGUGCAGUCUAUGGAGGAGCUUGCAGGCCAGGAGGCAUUGGCAGGCGCCGGGCCGGAGGCGACGGCGGCCCGUGUGGCCCGGUGGAGGGCAAGGGUCGGAGCGCAGGCCGAGGAGGACUUUGCCUUCGCGUUCUACAGUUUUGACAAUGCCCUGCAGGUGGCGGGGCCGGAGGUGGCAGCUUCUUGGCAGGAAGUACGCGGUCGUCUGCGUGAUGCCUCGGGGUUGGCUCUGGUCCAUGCUGCGGCUGAGGCUGGUGCUCAAGUGAGUUGCCCUUCACGCCCUCCAUUGCCCAGACGUUAUAAGCCCGUCCCGCCAGGAGGGCGGAUCAAGCAGCAGGCUGCGGUGCCCAAGGCCAAGGACGGCAUCACUGAGGCUAUGAUCCGAGAGCUCACGGACCUCCUGUUGGGCGCACACUGCCGCCGCCCGAAGGGGGAGUUGACCUCCGACAGGCAGCGGGAGUGGGAGGCCUCUGUCCAUCGUCUGGUGGUGACCCAGGCGAGUCACACGGAGCCGGUGACUUUCCGCAAUGUGAUUCGUACAUUGAGGGAGCUCUAUCAUUUCCAGGUCCUUCGAGGGCGUCUUCAAGGUUUGGAGGAGGUCGAGCCGGUCGAUGUUGAUACUUUUCUCCAUGAGGGCACGAAGGCGCCAAGCAGGAGCUUGCAGGCGCUUAGGUGGGCCAACAAGAAUGCAACAUUGCAGUGGCUCAUUCCGGAGCUGCGAUUGGCCAAGCAGCCCCAGGCUGGUAAGAAGCAGCAGGCUUUAGGGGUGGAGCCCCCGCUUUUAUCCCAUCUGGAGGAGAGGAUCGUGGCGCUUUGCAGGGCAGGCGACGCCAGGUGGACGGCGUUGCUGGGGCAAUGGCUAGUAGGAGCGGGUGUUCUCCGGUACAAGCACCUACACCUGUCCACUGUGCUGAAAAUCACUGCCUCUACGGUCCAUUGCUACUGCACCCGUGGCAAGCAGGCCAAGCUGAGGUCCGGCUUUUACUGGUGCGUACCUGCACGCUUUUUGAACCAGUUUUCCUGGUCCACUGCGUGGAGGGAGUUGUAUGCAUCACUUCCCGCCGCUAGACGCAAGAACUGCGGAUUGGCCUUUGACUUCCGAGGCAACAGCUGGUCCCGGCUGGAGUCGGUCCGAGCCACUCAGGACGAAUUCCGUCGCGUGCUGGAGGAGCCCCAGCUGUUGACGAGCUAUUCCUGGCGUCGCUUGGGGACGACUGUUGGGCUCUUGGCCAACUUCACAGUGCCCCAGCUCGCAGCCUUGGGGGACUGGGGUGAUCGUAUCGAGGACAGUCAGGCAAAGAUGCCUAUCCACUAUGCAGGUUCCCGGUACGGCCUCAGUAGGUAUUGCAAACACUAUGCGUAUGCAGUGGCGUCCCAUCUGCGUGAGCAUUUGUCCUGGGAGGCGAUCCCACCGUGGGCAGUUGAGCUGGCGUGUGCGGCGGCCAAGGUGGAGGCCGAGACCGCCGUGGAAAGGGAUAGUGUCGUUGUCUGGAGUUCUCCGUGCAGAGUAAUGUAUGACCAGAGGAGGCUCAAGCUGACUGCGUCGGCCAGGAAUCGUCUCCGCCAAGCUUCCCGCGGUAUGGCGUAUCAGGCUAUGGUGGCGAUGCCGCCAGCUAUCGCUGGAAAGCGCUGUGGUUCAGCCCUGCGAGAUGGCACCCCGCUGUGUCCUCAGUUUAAUAUGGGCACCUGCGUCAAUGGUGACACGUGCGCAGUGGUUCACAGGUGCUCCGCGGCACAGAAGUCUGGGCGAAUCUGCGGGGGGUAUCACUCAGCUUUGGAAUGCCGUAAUCCAAAGACGGAACGCGUCCAGAUCCAGCUUGUGCCAGCAGCCAGGGCGAAGUCGGACACGGGGAAGGCGCUCCUGGAGUGGCGUUGGCUUUGGCUGUGGAGCCAAAUGGGCCGGCAGACCCCCCAGGUCUACAAGCUCAGGUCCGGCGGCAAGAUCAUCCUCUCUGGACUUCCACUCGAACAGUUCCGCCACCUUUACCCGGACACGGCCUUGCAGGUGUGCUGCCUCGGCCAAACGCCUGAGUCCCGCAAAGGUAUUAGUUUGGCAGGCGCCCGCGUCUAUGUUGUCGACUUGACCGAGCUGUCCGAGUCGGCCAAAAAGUGGACCGACCUGUUCACCGCCAUUUGCCGGAUGCUAUGGGCCGGGGACGUGGUGGUGAUCCAUUGCAUGGCUGGUCGGCAUCGGGCUGCGUUGCUGACAUGUUUGCAGUUGGCGCUGAUGAGAGACCAAACUUUGGAGGCCGCAGAAGCGGAUCUUCUUCGGCGCCGGUCUGUAGAGCUCAACCAGGUGCGCCGGUAUGACGGUGGAAACUGGGCAUGGGCCCAGCGUGCCUUGCAGAGCACUCGGUUGCCUGCGUGCUUCCCUGUGCCCAGUGGCUACACCGCAUCGGACAGCUCAAACUUACAUCUGCGCCUGCCCAAUGGCAUCACCUUGUGCAAGCAUGCCCAGAGCCCGGAGAGGGCCGUGGGCCGGCUCCGCAAUGCGCGCUUCACGGAGGACCGCAGGGAGGCAGUGGCGUGGGGACGCGCGCCCUGUGAGACCUGCUUUGCCCGUGCUUCUGCAAGGUGGUGGCCAGUCAUCUGA
Symbiodinium natans is the source of this 5226-nucleotide messenger RNA. The record is from the annotation of a GenBank genome assembly. Lineage: Eukaryota; Dinophyceae; Suessiales; Symbiodiniaceae.